This is a messenger RNA of Schistosoma turkestanicum, 1214 nucleotides long. The record is from the annotation of a GenBank genome assembly. NCBI's taxonomy places the organism in Eukaryota, Metazoa, Platyhelminthes, Trematoda, Strigeidida, Schistosomatidae.
AUGGAUAAGAUAUUGCGUCUUGUAUCACAACGUUCAAAAAUACCAAAUGGUAUUGAAGAGGUUGAGAAAUCAGUUCCAUCUUUUCAGCUUCCCGCUAUAUGUAAACAAACUAGUAACGACUCUAUCGACUCACCGAAUCCAACUCGAGAUCCACAUGUUAUGCAAGAAUUGAUCAAUAGUGUGGAAGAUGUUUAUUAUUCAAUGACAUUUGAUUCUGGAAAAUAUGAAAUCGAAAAUAUCGCUGGACCAAAUUGUCGUGAAUUAUCCAAAUUAAAAUUACGUCUUUUAGCAUUGGACCGUCAGAAUAAAGCUGUAUCUAGACGCGUUUCUGAAUUGGUUCUGGAAAAGCAUCCACAAUAUGAAGCGGAAUUAAAGGGUGUUUUAUCAUUACAAUCAGACAAUUGGGAAACAUUGUGCAUGUGUCGAGAAAUUAGAAACUCAUUAAAACAAGCUGAUAAAACAUUAGUCCUAUCACGACUAAUUGUUUUACGUAAUCAUCGUAGACAAUUAAGAUUAAAACAAACACUUAAUAUUUUAUUUCGAUUGCGCAAUCUACAGAAUAAUGCUCACCAACUUGACACACUUAUUAAGCAAGGUGACUUUUAUGGUGCUAUUCAAUUACAUCGUGAAAGUCUUGUCCUUUUAGAAGAUUUCCGUUCAUACCGAUGUGUUGAAUCCAUACAUAGCAAGUUGAAAGCAUCGGAAUUACGUAUUGAUGAGAAAUUAGAUUCAGAAUUGCAAAGAAAUUGUGAACAGUUUGACGAGAAAUCAUAUUCAACUGUUCAACGUGCAUUUGAAUUACUAGGAAGUACUCAAACAACAUUUGCUCAAUUACAAAUGCAUUAUGUAGCAGCUGUACAACGUAAAUCAUUCUAUCUAGUUCAAUUCCAUGUGCAUUCUGCAUCAUCUCAGUCAGAUACAUCCGUGAAUAAAUUAAUCACAGAUCAUUCUUAUCCGGAAUUAUGUCAACAACUUCCGCAUUGGACUUUUUUACCAUGUUUGAGAUCAGUUUGUCAAAAUAUGUGGCUAAUUCUCUUAUGUUAUCAUCGUACAAUUCAAUGGCAUAAAAAUCGAGCAUCUGGUAAAAGUUCAUCAGAAAUAUUUUCCUCUUCAUCAUACCACACUAAACCGAAAUCAUCCACUUCAAAUUCUGUAGAUAAUCAUUCAAAAUAUUAUAAACCUAAAUUAAAAGUUGACAAUAUUAGUAAUGAUGA